Messenger RNA from Hordeum vulgare subsp. vulgare (domesticated barley), 2376 nucleotides. RefSeq lists its product as uncharacterized. The transcript has 3 exons. Bases 523 to 2133 code for a protein of 536 amino acids. NCBI's taxonomy places the organism in Eukaryota, Viridiplantae, Streptophyta, Magnoliopsida, Poales, Poaceae. Gene Ontology annotation, molecular function: protein binding. The record is from RefSeq and is a predicted model, not a curated record.
GAUAGGUUCACCACACGAGAGAUAUGCACAUACAUCGUCUGCCCUAACGCUGUCCCCUUCCCACCCACCCUCCGGACCAUCUCCCGGCGGCGGCUACCGAUCUCCUCCCGGACUUGUCUCCUAAUCCAGUUCCGCUCCAGAUGCUACCUUCCAGAUGAUGAAGGGAGGUCAAAUCCAUUCUGCAGUCGGAUUCGAAGAAGGAAGGGACAAGCGCCAAUUUCUUCGUUCUGCCGUCGGAUUCCAAGAGGAAAGGGAUCAGUUUCGGUCUGUAUUAGAAAAAGGAGUUGUUUUUGUAUGUCUGCGUCGCGUGAGAUAAUAGUAAAUCGGUCGGUUUAUUUCGGAUUCUACACCGGGGGAUUCCGGAGCCUCCUCCGUCUCCGUCUCUGUCUCUUUUUUUGGGGGCAGUAUCGGAGUUCUUUUCUGAGUAGCAUCGGAGGGAGCCUAUAAAAGUUGAGGCUGAGCGUUCACGAUUGUCACGAGGUCAUUGUUUCAAUAAUUAUUAUUUUUGCUUAUUGCAUCGCCAUGAAGAAGGUUAAUAGGAGUCGCCGCGGCCGACGUGAUCCGAAGACAGAAGUUGGUACUAGAGACAUGCUAAGCAUCUUGCCUGGUGAUAUAAAAGCUUGUAAUGGGGACAGACUAAUUUUUCGGUCUGGCAAAAUGCAGUCCAAGACAGGAGCUGGUAAUGGGGGCUCGCUAAGCGAGCUGCCUGCUGAAGUACAAACUUGUAAGGGGGACAAGCUAAGGGAGCUGCCUGCUGACUUAGAAGCUGGUAAUACGGACAGGCUAAGCCAGCUGCCUACUGAUGUUCUGCUCGAUAUUCUGGAGAGGGUGGGCACGCUCGAUGCUGUGAAAACCUGCAUACUUUCGAAAAAGAUGCAGACGCUGCCCACUAUGCUCUCGCAGAUCGUCAUUGAUCUCAGCACUGAGGACUUGGUCCGAAUUCACACUGUCGUGGCCGAUGUUACAAACAAGAUCCUCAGUGCAAGGCCUUCGAAGAUCACCAUUCGUAAGCUGAAGCUCAAAUUUUUUUUGAGUCCUUCUCACUGUCUCUCCAUCGGCAAAUGUGUUGGCCUUGCCAUGGCAGACCAGAAAGUGGACGAAGCCGAGUUUGAGAUCUUGACGCCCAGGAAUGGUCAUCUUUGCACUGAAGCCUACCGCCUGUUCUUUGCUCAGCAGUUCAAUGAUUUUUUUCGUGAUUGUCCAGACGCAUUUGCUGGUCUCACUGGGCUGCAUCUACAGUACAUGAGGUUUGGUGAAUCAGACAUAACCAACAUCCUAAGCUAUUGCAAGCGGCUGGAGUCACUAUCUUUGUUCAUGUGUGACGAGGGGGGCGGUUCGGUGCUGCAUGUAGAACACGCAAGACUUGUGGAGCUUGUUAUUUCCUAUUGUGAAUUCAAAACAGUGGAGCUCACAUCUCUUUCAAAGCUCCAACGGAUGACCUUUGAUAAUUGGCCUUCCUCCUGUGCUGAAAAUCCCUUGGUUCUUGGUUUUGUCCCUCAGCUUUCAAAGCUAAGCCUUGCCAAGUCAUGUUUUUCACACAAGAAACUCAAGCUAAGCCAGCUGCUUGCUAAUGUCCCCUCCGUAAAUGAUCUGUACCUAGAAUUUCGAAGUGAAAAGAUUUGGAUUCAACCAGAAUCACCGAAAUUGCUUUCACCUGGGCUUGCCAAACUACGGUGUGUGAAUCUGGACAAUCUUCCUGAAGAAUGUGAUAUUGCUUGGACAAUGUUCCUUCUUGAAGCUGCACCGUUUGUGGUGGAGUUUUGCAUCACGGUAUGGGAUCACAAGUGCCACAGGGAGUCACAAAAAAGUUACUCCGAGAAAAUUGAUGUGAAGUGGGAGCCAUCUGACCCUGAUUUCAAGCAUAAGAAUCUAGCCAAGUUAACCAUAUAUGGCUUUCAGUCCGAUGAUAACUUCACAGGACAUGUCAGGCGUGUCAUGGAGGCUGCUGUGAAUAUCAAGGAGGUAUCUCUGCAUGACAGGAAAGUGUGCAAGGUUUGUGCCGCCAAGUUUCCUCAUGUUGAGGUUCGUCCUUCGAGUUAUCCACGGAGCAGCGACGAGAAGGAUUUAUUGAGAAAUAAGAUCACAGAGACGUCAGUGAAGGCUUCUCCUGCUGUGAUUCACUUCCGCUCAUAAGGUCAAGUUUUAGAAAUCAAUAAAUCAUUCAUGGCAUUGCCAUGAUGUAUCCUGUGUGUGGUUGGAAGGAGUCCCGGAACUCCAAAAUCCAAUUAGUAGCCACAUCAUCAGUGCUAUUGUUUUUUCUGCUGAAGCUAGCUAAGCUUGUAUUAUUGCCUAAUUGGCCGCCAUGUAUAUCUUGGCUACAGAAUUUGUUGGAACAACUCUUGUAACUAUUUUGUGUGUUCAUGCGUCUUCUUUUGA